Messenger RNA from Piliocolobus tephrosceles (Ugandan red Colobus), 538 nucleotides. Its product is annotated as tyrosine-protein phosphatase non-receptor type 12-like. Gene Ontology annotation, molecular function: non-membrane spanning protein tyrosine phosphatase activity. Gene Ontology annotation, biological process: protein dephosphorylation. NCBI's taxonomy places the organism in Eukaryota, Metazoa, Chordata, Mammalia, Primates, Cercopithecidae. Gene Ontology annotation, cellular component: nucleus; cytoplasm. The record is from RefSeq and is a predicted model, not a curated record. The transcript has 5 exons. The coding region runs from base 177 to 521 and encodes 114 amino acids.
CUGCGCGUUCAGAAAGCUGGAUUUCGGGGAUGCUCAGUUCAGAAGAGAAAAAUUUGCCGGGAAUCAAGUCCUUCUUUUUUUUAGUCGGUAGUCGAUGAUGGGAGGUGUUCAAAAUCAUUUGAGUGGUGACAAGUGCAGGCUGUGGAAGAACAGGUGCCAUUUGUGCCAUAGAUUAUAUGUGGAAUUUACUAAAAGCUGGGAAAAUACCAGAGGAAUUUAAUGUCUUUAAUUUAAUACAAGAAAUGAGAACACAAAGGCAUUCUGCAGUACAAACAAAGGAGCAAUAUGAGCUUGUUCAUAGAGCUAUUGCCCAACUGUUUGAAAAACAGCUACAACUAUAUGAAAUUCAUGGAGCUCAGAAAAUUGCUGAUGGAGUGAAUGAAAUUAAUACUGAAAACAUGGUCAGCUCCAUAGAUCCUGAAAAACAAGAUUCUCCUCCUCCAAAACCACCAAGGACCCGCAGGUAUUGUAUGUCUUUGAACAUUUUCUUUAAAAGCAUACUUGUUUUUACUCACUGUUAAUUAAAAUGACAAAUUCU